Messenger RNA from Clunio marinus, 1130 nucleotides. NCBI's taxonomy places the organism in Eukaryota, Metazoa, Arthropoda, Insecta, Diptera, Chironomidae. The record is from the annotation of a GenBank genome assembly.
AUCUGCACAUAUUUAAAUUUCAGCAAUGGAUUACUGUCGGAUUUGUGCGCGAAAUGAUCGAAAUCCUUUAGUCUCCAUUCUGGAUAAAAAUCCUUUGAAUAUUCAAGAAAAGAUUUCAAAACUUUUGGGAAUAAAUGUGAUUGAAGAGAAUCCACUUCCACAUUCAAUUUGCCUUGAUUGUCUUUCUAAACUUAACCAUUUUAAUGAAUUUUUUAUGGCUUGCUUAGAAAAUCAAAUCAUUCUUGAAAUAAUUUUUGGUGUUAAUGGAGAAAAAAGUAAUUCUGAAGAAUCCAAAAAAGUCACAGAAAAAGUUGAGGAAGUCAAUCAUGAAACAUCAAAUGUAGUUGUCAUUGAAGACGUCCAAGUGGCGGGAGAAGCUAAAGAAGAUCAAAAUAUUUCGUUUGAUGAAUACGAAGUGGUUCUUGAUGACUCUGAUUAUCCAACUUUAGACUGUACCAAGAAUACUAAGAUACGCAAAUUUCACAGAUUUGAUUGCUAUUUGUGCUCCAAACGUUUCGAUGGGAAUCAAAAAUUUGUUCGGCACUUCAAAGAAUUUCAUCCAAAUGAUGAGUUACAUUAUAAAUGCUUCAUUUGUUCCAAUACUGUAAAAACUUAUCGAUCCUAUACCCGUCACUUAGAAUCUCACACCACUGAUAAGCAAUUUUCAUGUGAUGCCUGCAGUCGAUCAUUCUCACAAAAGAUUACGCUCAUUCAGCAUCUCAAUUCCCAUAGAGAUUUGAAGACAUAUAAAUGUGAUGAGUGUGACUCUUAUUUCAAACACAAUGCUUCCCUUUUUAAGCAUCGUAAGCAAAAACAUUCGAAGGAAAUACCGUCAUGUAUAGAAUGCAAAAAAUCUUUCGUCAGCAAAGAAACUCUUCGACAACAUAUGAGAAGUAAACACACAAUGGAAAAAAAUAUCCUUUGCUCAAUGUGCUCAAAAACUUUCUCAUCUCGUUCAGCUUUAAUUUAUCAUCAAAAGUCACAGCAUCAGUCAAGUGAAAACAAUCGAAAUAUUUGUGAUAUUUGUGAGAAAAAAUUUCAGACGCAUCAAAUACUGUUGCGACACAAAAUGAUUGUUCAUCAUAAAAAGGAAGUUUUAGAAAUUAAAUAAAUAUAUAUAAAAGGAAAAC